AUGAAGCUUGCUUCGUUUUCCUUGAUAACUGCCAUCCUCCCUGUGACGGUAUACGCAGCGACGUAUAAUGUAGCCGCCGGAGUCAACGGAACACUCGCUUAUGACCCAGAAUAUGUCAUUGCAUCUGCCGGUGAUACAAUCAACUUCAGUUUCAACCCUAAGAAUCAUACCGUUACACAGUCCUCCUUCAAUGCACCGUGUGCUCACCUCGCUGGCGGUGUCGAUUCGGGCUUUAUGCCGGUAACCGCCGAUCAAGUUGACUUACCUGCGUUCCAACUCAAGGUGAACGAUAGCAACCCUAUAUGGGUUUAUUGUCGCCAGACUGGCCAUUGCGGCAAGGGGAUGGUGUUCGCCGUCAACCCAGGCGCAGAAGGCUCCUCUAACUCCUUCUCCGCAUUCAAAGCUCUCGCGAUAUCCUCCAAUGGUACUGCUUCGUCGUCGUCUGCAACAUCUACAUACACCCCUCCCCCUGCACAAUCCUGGACGACGGUCACCGCGACGGUCACCAGCCAAACUUCAGUCUGGCUGACGACGUACACCAGUUAUGACGGUACACCAGCUCCAACAUACGCACCCCAGCCUGUAGACCACAAGAUCGUUGUUGGUAUCGACGGAAAGCUUGAGUACGGUCCCGCCAAUGUCAGCGCCUCCAUCGGGGAUACCGUCACAUUCGAGUUUCACCCGAAGAACCAUACCGUGACUCAAAGUAGUUUCCAACACCCAUGCCAGCCCCUCGCGGAGACGUCCACCUCCGGCCAGAUAGGAUUCUCGUCUGGAUUCCGACCGGUGGCUGCUAAUGCUACUGAUUUUCCGACGUUCCAGAUUAGGAUCAACGAUACUGCACCGAUUUGGGGCUACUGUGGCCAGACGAACCAUUGUGGUUCUGGAAUGGUGUUCUCAAUAAAUGCUGUUGAGACGGGACCUAAUAACUUUGCGGCUUUCAAGGAGCUGGCGAUUCGGACGAAUGGUACAAGAGCUGGAAACAGUAGCGGGAGCGCAACCAGUGGAAGUGGAAGCGCUUCUAGCACUGGAAGUAGUUCUGCUCCUAGCACGUCGGCAUCUAGUUCUGAUUCGGGAUCAGGAUCCAAUGGCGCCUUGUCAAUUAGCGUAGAUGCUGGAUUGGGUGCCAUGUUUAGUGCGCUUGUAUACCUCGCAUUCCUGAUAUGA
Molecule: messenger RNA, 1167 nt
Organism: Desarmillaria tabescens
Lineage: Eukaryota; Fungi; Basidiomycota; Agaricomycetes; Agaricales; Physalacriaceae
Exons: 7
Coding region: 1-1167 (388 amino acids)
Source: RefSeq, a predicted model, not a curated record